Messenger RNA from Silurus meridionalis, 3368 nucleotides. It is a transcript of the gene nprl3, whose product is annotated as NPR3-like, GATOR1 complex subunit. The coding region runs from base 1362 to 3182 and encodes 606 amino acids. NCBI's taxonomy places the organism in Eukaryota, Metazoa, Chordata, Actinopteri, Siluriformes, Siluridae. Gene Ontology annotation, biological process: negative regulation of TORC1 signaling; positive regulation of autophagy; TORC1 signaling. Gene Ontology annotation, cellular component: GATOR1 complex. The transcript is spliced from 14 exons. The record is from RefSeq and is a predicted model, not a curated record.
UAAAUAGGUAAUGAUUUUUUUUAUUUAAAUGUUAGUGCCUAUAAGUUGCAAGCCAGUGGCUUAAGAGCAAGCCAUUGGUGACAGUGGCAAGAAAAAACUCUAUGAGAUAGUAAGAGGAAGGAACCUUUAAAGGAAGCAGACUCAAAAGUGAAUCCAUCCUCAUCUGGGAGGCACCAAAUGUCCAUUCACUAUAGUCAUAUAAUAGCGGGCUGUUCAGAGAUGGGUCCUUGAAUGCAGACAUGUAAAUUGCAUAGUCAUUGUAGCAGUCUGUGAAUAUUAGUUUCAGUCCAAAUCGAUCCUCAUAAGUUUCUGAGUAACUUCAUGGAUCUUUAGGCUGUUUAUGUGGCACCAUCCUCAGGUGCACAGAAUGGUCUCCAUUUAAGGAGAACUCAAACCAAAUAUAGGGCAUUGGGAAGAAUCAGGCGGAUCUGGAAAGAAAAAUAGGACAGGAUUGGUGGUUACUGGUAUCUCAGGAGCAUGUUUAUUAGCAAAGCUGCAACUAUUACACUGUAAACACUGUUGUUUACUGUUUUUUUUGUCAACUAAUGCAAUGUUUUAUGACACAACAUAUAGGUUGUAUAACAUUUGGCAAACAGUUAUGUAUUUGAUUUUGCUGUGGUCUGAGGAUGAUCUGGAUGACUGUCCAGUUAGAAGAGCAGCUGGGGGCAGGUAGAAAAGGAAGCACAAGACCAAAACUGUUUGAAUCUCUAUAUUCACAUAAUCAUCAUUACUAUCUGUAGCUAAAUAAAUACUAAAUAAAAAUAAUAAUGUGUAAAAUAAUGAUGAUCAUGGUAAAAAAUGUUAUUAAUAUGAUGGUAAAUAAUAAGAGAAACACGACUGCUUUUUUCUCAAGCUUUUGGCGCACACCUAAGCGAUAACCAACCCGGAACCUCCCGUGAAGUAAAUGUUGAAACACGGACUGAUUUAAGGGUCGGAUGUUUUUCUCAUGUGCGUUUCGGUGUUUGUAAACCAGAAGUAUAUUGCGGUAGAUUCAUAUUGUCUUUGUGAAUUAAAUGUAUUUAUUUACAUUUUGCGUUUACAAAGCGAAAUUAUAAUGUUGAGUGUUUUGUGUCCCAAGUUACGGUAAAGUGAAACUCUUAAAGAUUUUUCUACUGGAUAAAUCACUAGAAGAUCAUCUGCCCUCGCUGUCAUGUUGGCACGAAAAGCAGAACAGAUGAAGAUCUUUCGUGGAAUGAUGUUGAUCCACGCGUUGUCAGUUGACCGGUGAUUAAUUAAUAAAACUUUUAAUUGAUGAUUAUUGGACACGCUGUUGCCCGUGUUUUUAUCAGAUAGAGCUUAUAGUUGCAUAUUCUACAAGCUGUCAUUGAUAUUGUUUGGCCAAGUACAUCCUAAAAGGCAAUAUGUAUAAACAAUCCUCGCUAGAUUUAGAUCACAAACCAACACCUAAACACGCAGAGACCACCUUUCAGAAGAAUGGGGAUAAAAACAGUCCUAUAAGUGUUAUUCUGGUUAGUUCAGGAAGUCGUGGAAACAAACUACUCUUUCGAUACCCCUUCGGCGGAGUGUCUGAAAACACAUCAUCCACUGCAACAAAACAACGAAGUCCAUAUGCACUGAGGACUACGAAUGAUGCAACCGAGGACCAAGAUGGAGAUUCACGAGAACAAACUCCAUUAACUGAUGAACAGUUGGUAGCAGGAUUCUCUGAUAACAUUCUUGCCACCAUCUUGGCCACCAAGUCAGAUAUGUGCGGCAAAAAGUUUGAGCUGAAGAUCGAUAAUGUUCGAUUUGUGGGACAUCCUACACUCCUUCAGCCGCCAAACACUAUUCAGGUUUCCAAAACAGACCCUUCACCAAAAAGAGAAAUGCCGACCAUGAUCUUGUUUAGUGUUGUGUUCGCGUUAAGGGCCAAUGCCGAGCCGUCGGUGAUCAGUUGCAUGCACAACCUGUCAAGGCGCAUCGCCAUCGCCCUGCAGCACGAGGAGCGACGCUGCCAGUACCUCACCAGAGAGGCCAAACUCAUGCUGGCUGUGCAAGAUGAACUCACGACCAUGACUGAGAAUGGCACUCUGCAGUCUCCCUUUCGACACAUUCUUCCCAAGUGCAAACUGGCAAGUGACCUAAAAGAGGCUUAUGACAGCCUGUGCACAACUGGAGUGGUGCGACUUCACAUCAACAGCUGGCUGGAGGUCAGCUUCUGUCUGCCACACAAGAUUCAUCGUAUUGGAGGGAACCACAUUUCCCCAGAAGCUUUGGAACGCAGCCUUAAGGCCAUUCGGCCGUACCAUGCCCUGCUGCUGCUGGACAAUGAGAAAGCCCUGCUGGACCAACUUCCACUUGAUUGCUCUCCUGCUCUGUUGCGACUUGUCAAGAUCUGUUCAGCUAUGAAGAACCUGCAGCAGUUGGCACAAGAUGCUGAUCUUGCUCUCCUGCAGGUCUUUCAGAUAGCUGCCCAGUUGGUAUACUGGGGUAAAGCCAUCAUUGUGUAUCCACUCUGUGAGAACAACGUAUACAUGCUGUCUCCACAUGCUAAUAUCUUUCUGUACUCUUCACUGGCAAAGCAGUUUUCCCAGCAGUUCCCUGGUUAUGACCUGCCAUCCAUGUUGGGCAAGUUUUCUUUGCCUGUAUCUCUGUCUGAGUUCAGGAACCCGCUGGAUGCUUCCGUACAUGAGGCGCAGUUGAUCCAAAUGGUUGUAUGGAUGCUGCAGAGGCGGCUGCUGAUCCAGCUUCACACCUACGCAUGCCUGCUUGUGCCACCCAACGAAGACCAGCCGUUUCCGCUGGAGGAGGAGAGGUCAGCGAUGAACCGUAUGGCCGGACGAAGCCUCAGCACGCCCACCACGCUCAGUUUUGGCUCCCCAACCAGCAGCGAUGACAUGACGCUGACGAGCCCCAGCAUGGACAACUCCAGUGCUGAGCUCCUGACAGGAGGAGACUCUCCACUCAAUAAGAGAAUGACUGAGACCCUGUUGGCCAGUCUGACCGAACACGAGCGCCAUGCUAUCCUUAACAUACCGGCUGCGCAAAACCCCGAUGACCUGCGCAUGUUUGCUCGAUUACUACACUACUUUAGAGGGCAUCACCACCUGGAGGAGAUCAUGUACAAUGAGAACAUGCGUCGCUCUCAGCUGAAGACUCUCUUUGACAAGUUCCGCAGUGUCUUAGUGGUUACUAACCACGAGGACCCCGUCAUCUCGCUGUUCCAGACACCACCCGAGUAGCACAAGUCAAGUGCCGUCUCCACCCUUCUACACCAAAGUUGCUUGCAUGCUGGCUGUACCACUGAUCAUUUGUUGGCUUUACAUGAGAUCCUAACACACUGUUAAAAAGAAGAAAUUCUGGACACAAGAUAUGCCUGAAAUAUUGUAUGUAGCUUUUCAAAGAUAAGAUAUUUUGCCUUUGUCUCA